UGUCCAAAUGGUGAUCGACUUAUACUUCGUGGGUCCGAGUCCUCCGUGUCGGGCAGUAAUGAUGGCCGCAAAACACCUCAACAUUAAACUUAACCCCAAUUUUGUGGAUCUAAUGAAAGGCGAACAAAAGGAAGAGUGGUUUCUUAAGCUGAAUCCUCAACACUGUUUGCCCACUAUUUGUGACAACGGAUACGUCUUAUGGGAAAGAAAUAUUGGCGAAUAUUUGGCACCCAUUAUGAGAGACGGCAAACAUCCCAAUGAUUUGGAUCCAGAAAAGGGAAAGAAAAUCAAAGAAGCGCUUCAGAUAUUGGACGACUCGCUGGCACUACAGAGUUAUGUCGCCGGCAAUGAUAUCACUUUAGCUGAUCUCUCGGUUCUGGCGAGCCUUUCGUUGGCCGAAGUGUUUGAUUACGAUAUGAUUAGUAUUUACAAGAAUGUCAAGCAAUGGAGCGAUCGUUUGAAGCGAGAUCUGCCCUAUUAUGACGAGAUCAACAAAGAGCCCAUCAAUAUGUUUAAGGCUUAUGUCAAGUCCAGAGCCGCCGAUCAGAGCACUAAUAUUCAA
Messenger RNA from Medioppia subpectinata, 562 nucleotides. NCBI's taxonomy places the organism in Eukaryota, Metazoa, Arthropoda, Arachnida, Sarcoptiformes, Oppiidae. The record is from the annotation of a GenBank genome assembly.